AAAAACAUUUGCAUUUCUGCUGUUUGUUCAGUUCAUUUCAGCUAUGUGGAUUGAACGGGGUUCUAACAAUGUGAAUAUAUGUAUAUAUGUUUUCUAUCUAUAUUACAAGGGCAUGAUACAAAACGAGACAUUGUGUUCCUACUGGAUGGAUCUGAUAACACAAGAGAUGGAUUUUCAGAAAUAAAACUCUUUCUUAAGAGCAUAGUAGAGAGCCUCUUUAUAAGUGAGAAUCAAGACAGGGUGUCUGUGGUUCAAUUUUCUGAUAAGCCUGAUGUCAACUUCUAUCUGAAUUCCCACAAGACUCAGAGUCAAGUUACGAAUGCCAUCGGCAAUUUAAGGCACAGCGGUGGGAGGCGCCAUAAUAUUGGGGCAGCCCUGCAGUUUGUGAGACACAGUGUCUUCACUUCCUCUUCUGGCAGUAGAAGGCUAGAAGGUGUGCCUCAAAUGUUAAUUCUUCUCACUACAAAACCUUCCACUGAUGAUGUGAGAGGCCCAGCAUUUGCUCUUAAAGAGCAUGACAUUGUGUCAAUAGGGGUUGGAUUGGGAGAUGCAGAUUUUUCGGGCUUGGAAACCAUUUCAUUCAAACCUGGUUUCAUCUACAAGGUCACUAAUGUCUCCAUAUUGCCCACCAUCCAAUCAAAACUUCUUGAUAUGCUGAAUGUAAAUAAAGUCACAGAAGAAUCUACAACAGGACAACCUGAUUUAAUAAUGGAGGACGAGUCACUACAAAGAGACAUUGUGUUUCUGGUAGAUGGUUCAGAUGAAAGUUUGAUUGGAUUUCCAGCAAUUAAACGUUUUAUCACACAAGUGGUUCAAACACUCACUGUUGGUGAGAACAGAGACCGAGUUGCUGUUGUCCAAUAUAGCAGUGAUUCACGGACGCAUUUCAGUUUCAACACCUACACAGAAUCACAAGAUGUUCUUACUACUGUCCAGCAAUUGCAACAUAAAGGGGGUGGAUACCUCAAUACUGGUGCAGCUCUUGAAUACGUGAGAACCAAUACUUUCACUGACUCCUCUGGUAGUCGGCGCAGAGAAGGCGUGCCUCAGAUAGUGAUUCUUUUGAGUGGAGGAAUAUCUCAAGAUGAUGUUGCAAGUGCUGCUGCAGCUCUUAAGGAUGACAACAUUUUUACAUUUUGUAUAGGAACAAAAACAUCCGAUAUUCUUGAGCUGCAAACUAUUGCACAUAUACCUUCCUAUGCCUUUAGUGUGCGGGAUUUUGAAGAUAUUGGAAAAAUCCAUCAGCAACUUGUUUCAUUUGUAAAAAGAGUACCUCGGCAGCCCAGUUCGCAGCCUGUAUUAGGUAAACUGAUGUUUGUAUUACGUCUGUUUCACUUUUGCUCUUGCUCUCGAUCUAUCUCGCUCUAUCAAUCUCACUUUAUCUGUCUGUCUUUCUGUCUGUCUACCUACCUACCUAUCUUUCUACUUAUAAUGAAGUGUAUUGGCCUACUAACUGAAUCUUUGCUUUCUGUUUUAAAUGCCCAUAUGGUUUCAGAUUCCAUCAGUCGUGACAUUGUAUUUUUACUUGAUGGAUCGAACAAGUCCAAACCAAGAUUCGAAGAUAUCAAAGACUUUGUACUCGGGAUAGUGGCAGAACUUCACAUCAAUACAAGCAAAGAUCAUGUAGCUGUGGUUCAGUACAGCAACACAGCACAGAUUUACUUCAACUUGGCACAUUUUUUUGCAAAGGACAUUCUUGUUGAUACAAUAAGAGGUCUAAGUCACAAAGGAGGGUCACCAAACAACAUUGGAGCAGCUCUCCAGUAUGUUAGGGACUAUGUGUUUACUCCUGAAUCUGGAAGUAGACUUCAUCAGGGUGUGUCACAAGUUCUUUUUGUUCUAAGCAACGAAAGAUCUGCAGAUGACAUAAGAGCCCCUGUCAGAAUGCUGAAAGAGCUUGGUGUGAUUAUAAUUGCUAUUGGAACAGCGAAUGCUGACACUCUACAACUUCAAACAAUGUCGCACAAUGCGAGAUAUGCACUUUCUGUAACUGAUUACAAGGAGCUUCCGACUGCCAAGGAGGGUGUGUUGUCACUACUUAAAGAAGCUCCCCAACUUUUAGAGCAAUCUGCCGCAGUGGAGAGUUUUGAUUCACAGAAAAAUGAUGUCGUUUUUCUGAUUGAUGGAUCAUAUGACUCUCGAAAUGGCUUUGAGAUGAUACGACAAUUUAUUGAAAAAAUGGCUGAAAAUUUUAAUCUUGAUGAUGACAGAGACCAAGUGGCUGUCGUUCAAUACAGUCGCGAUUCCACAGUCAAUUUCUACUUAAAUUCGUAUUCAUCGAAGACUGAUGUGCUCAAUUCCAUCCGAACAAUGAGGCAUAAGUAUGGAAGACCCCUCAACCUAGGCAAAGCCCUGGAGUUUGUCAGAGACAAUGUAUUUGCAGCUUCAGUCGGAGGUCGUCGUGAAUAUCUGGUUCCUCAGUAUCUGUUUGUUUUUAGUGGUGGCAGAUCACAGGAUGAUGUGAGAGGACCAGCACAGUCACUCAAGAAAAAUGGAAUAAAGACUUUCAGUAUUGGUACAGAGAAUGCUGAUACAUUAGAUAUGCAAAACAUCUCUUUUAAACCAUCACAUUAUUUUUAUGUUACAAGUUUCACACAUUUGCCAAGUAUACACCAACCCCUGAGAGCCAUCUUGGAGGAUGUUGAAGAAACAACUGGAUAUACACCAACUGUUGUGGACAGCCAGCCAGUUGGAAAGGACAUUGUUUUCUUGUUGGAUGGAUCUGACACCACAAGAAAUGGAUUCUCAGCUAUGACAGACUUUGUCCAACAAGUAGUAGAGGCACUUAACGUGGAUGACAACAGAGAUCGUGUCUCAGUGGUUCAGUACAGCAGAGACGCAGCUGUCCAGUUCUAUCUUAACACAUACACAACACAGGGUGAAAUCCUUGAAAUUGUCAAAGGUCUGAAGCACAAGGGUGGAAAACCCCUCAACACGGGAGCAGCUCUUCAGUACUUGAGGGAUAAUGUCUUCACAGCCUCUGUCGGCAGCAGGCGGCUUGAGGGAGUUCCACAGGUCCUAAUUUUGCUAAGCGGUGGAAUGUCAUUUGACAGUGUUGAUGCAUCAGCUGAUGCUCUCAAACAGCUGGGAGUGCUGAUCUUUGCAAUCGGAAACAGGGGCUCCGAUAGCAGAGAACUGCAGAAGAUAGCCCACGAUCCCAGAUAUGCUCUGUCUGUGGCUGAAUUUUCUGACCUACCAAGUGUCCAGCAACAGCUCCAGUCCUCCGUGGAUACUGUGGUGAUUGACGUCACCCCAGAAUCUCCACCAGUCAUUGGUACGUUUACAAAACAUUAUAUAAGUAUGCACGGAUAGGUUAUCCGAUCUUCCAUAUCUGCAAUGACAUAAAUGAACU
Molecule: messenger RNA, 3352 nt
Organism: Nerophis lumbriciformis (worm pipefish)
Lineage: Eukaryota; Metazoa; Chordata; Actinopteri; Syngnathiformes; Syngnathidae
Product: collagen alpha-3(VI) chain-like
Source: RefSeq, a predicted model, not a curated record